Molecule: messenger RNA, 1134 nt
Organism: Myotis brandtii (Brandt's bat)
Lineage: Eukaryota; Metazoa; Chordata; Mammalia; Chiroptera; Vespertilionidae
Product: caspase recruitment domain-containing protein 6-like
Exons: 3
Coding region: 163-1134 (323 amino acids)
Source: RefSeq, a predicted model, not a curated record
GGAAGGGAAUCUUUAAAACAUGAACAUACAGAAUCUCCUCAAUCUACAGGGGUAAGCAAGAAUUCGGAAGACCCAUUUUCCCCGGGAAAGAAACAGCCUGAGAGUUCUGAGAUCACCGUGUCCUUCAAAGAGAAAGAGCAUUUGGAUGUGGAAACCUCUGAGAUGUUCAGGGACAAGGAAAGUAGUGAUGGCGAGAUGGCGUGGUCCUCACGGGAAAACGAGAAGGCAUACGACCCGCCAACCACCACGAUGCCGCAUUCAGCAGAGAAUGUUGAGUCUGAAGUUUCAGGAACUACUGACUAUUCACAGGACCAACAGAGGUACGAUGAGCCCGAUGAUUCUUUAUACUUAGGAGAAGAGGAAUAUCUAGAGUCGGCUGUAUUCUCUGAAGAUGCAGAAAGCACCGUGGAAGGAGAAGAUCAUGACGACCCAGAGUACCUUGUCUAUGGUGGGGAAGAGGACCCUGUGUAUUCAGAAACCGCAGAGUUCUCUGGUGACGAGGAGAGUUAUGGUGAUUCAGAACCCGGCAUGCCGCUGGAGGAAGAGGAGGAGGAAAGUAUGGAAGAAUCUUUAAAACAUGAACAUACAGAAUCUCCUCAAUCUACAGGGGUAAGCAAGAAUUCGGAAGAUCCAUUUUCCCCGGGAAAGAAACAGCCUGAGAGUUCUGAGAUCACCGUGUCCUUCAAAGAGAAAGAGCAUUUGGAUGUGGAAACCUCUGAGAUGUUCAGGGACAAGGAAAGUAGUGAUGGCGAGAUGGCGUGGUCCUCACGGGAAAACGAGAAGGCAUACGACCCGCCAACCACCACGAUGCCGCAUUCAGCAGAGAAUGUUGAGUCUGAAGUUUCAGGAACUACUGACUAUUCACAGGACCAACAGAGGUACGAUGAGCCCGAUGAUUCUUUAUACUUAGGAGAAGAGGAAUAUCUAGAGUCGGCUGUAUUCUCUGAAGAUGCAGAAAGCACCGUGGAAGGAGAAGAUCAUGACGACCCAGAGUACCUUGUCUAUGGUGGGGAAGAGGACCCUGUGUAUUCAGAAACCGCAGAGUUCUCUGGUGACGAGGAGAGUUAUGGUGAUUCAGAACCCGGCAUGCCGCUGGAGGAAGAGGAGGAGGAAAGUAUGGAAGGUAUGAAAUGA